Messenger RNA from Thrips palmi, 2677 nucleotides. Its product is annotated as sterile alpha and TIR motif-containing protein 1-like. Gene Ontology annotation, biological process: negative regulation of MyD88-independent toll-like receptor signaling pathway; response to axon injury; signal transduction. Gene Ontology annotation, molecular function: protein binding; NAD+ nucleosidase activity; signaling adaptor activity. Lineage: Eukaryota; Metazoa; Arthropoda; Insecta; Thysanoptera; Thripidae. The transcript has 9 exons. The record is from RefSeq and is a predicted model, not a curated record. Gene Ontology annotation, cellular component: dendrite. Bases 76 to 2295 code for a protein of 739 amino acids.
GGAUCGCGACGAACACACCCACCACGCCCAGACUGCCGACGGGCUCCCCGGGGACCGCCCAGCACCUCACCGACGAUGGGCCAGCUGCUCGCCGCGCGAACCAAGAGCCAGGGCAGCCAGGGCCAGGCUGGCUCCGCGCCUUGCUCCGCGCACUCCGAGGCCAUGUCCCAUGUCAACAAGAAAAGGGUGAAGACUGGGCGCAGGUCAAGUGAGGACAUCCGAAGAAACGUACCCUCUAUUGGCGUGUGGCACUGUUCGCCGCUCGACGCUUUCAAGAACAAGGACAUCAAGAUCCAGGAUGUAGAUCAUUUGUUCGAGGACCUCAAGGACCUGGGUCUUCUACAGUCACCCCACUCCUCUAAGGUGGUGGUCGCCGAAAUCAUCAACAAGUACACGACGCAGCUGGCGUCCGUGAUGGAGGUACUGCGCUCAGGCAGUUGCGACGAGGACCUGCAGCUCAAGCUGCUGAACCGCACCAACGACAUGCUCCACGAGGCUUGGCUGGUCACAAACCAGAAGAACGCCCUGGGCCAGAAGCUUAGCUGCACGCUGCGUGAGUGCGGCGGCCUGGAUCUGCUCAUCUCCAAGUGCGAGGACUCGGACUGCGGCCUCCAGUACGCCAGCGCGCUGCUGGUGACGCAGUGCCUGACGAAGGACAACCGCGACUACGUCGCCGACCACGGCCUGGAGAAGGUGGUGAGGCUGGCGUGCCAGUGCGCGCGCCACGAGGACGAGGGGCAGGCGAGCACCGGCGCCAGCAUCCUGCAGCAGCUGUUCAAGCUCAGCCCGGACGGGUGCUCCGACGUGGUGCUGCUGGGGGGCCUGGACGCCGUGCUGUUCGCCUGCCGCAAGAACAACGUCGAGACCCUGCGGCACUGCGCGGCGGCGCUCGCCAACCUCGCCCUGUUCGGCGGCGCCGACAACCAGGAGGCCAUGAUCAAGUGCAAGGUGGUCAUUUGGCUGUUCCCACUCGCCUUUCACGUGGACGACGUCGUCAAGUACUACGCGUGCCUCGCCAUCGCCGUGCUAGUGGCGAACCCCGAGAUCGAGGCGGCCGUGCUGAAGACCGACGUCCUGGCCCUGGUGGAGCGGUUCGUCUCCUCGCACGACCCGCCGCGCUUCUCGCGCUCGAGCCCGGCGUUGUGGCGCGGCCACAGCGCGCCCUGGCUGCAGAAGCUGGUGCCCGUGUUGAGCUCCAAGCGCGAGGAGGCGCGCAGCCUGGCCGCCUUCCACUUCUGCAUGGAGGCGGGCAUCAAGAAGCAGCAGGGCAACACGGAGAUCUUCCGCGAAAUCGGCGCCAUCGAGCCCCUCAAGAAGUGCGCGUCGUGCCCCAACGCCGUGGCCUCCAAGUGCGCGGCGCAGGCGCUGCGCUUCAUCGGGGUGCACCCGCCCCCGAAGCUGAGCCAGCACGUGCCCCUGUGGUCCACGGAGGACGUCCGCGAGUGGGUCAAGCAGAUCGACUUCGCCAAGUACGCCGACUGCUUCGUGGAGAGCUGCGUCGACGGUGAGCUCCUGCUGCAGCUCACCGCGGACAACCUUCGCACUGACAUCAGGAUGUCAAACGGCUUUCUCCGGAAACGUUUCAUGCGAGAGCUGAAGAAACUCAAGAUUAUGGCUGACUACUCGAGCAGUGACGCCGACAACCUGAGGUCGCUCCUGGCCGCCAUCGACCCCGAGUUCGCCGUCUACACCUACGGCCUCCUGAAGGCCGGCGUGGAGCAGGACUCCCUCUGCAGCCUGUCCGACGACAAGCUCCUCGAGUGCGGCGUCCUCAACUCGCUGCACCGGCAGAAGAUACUGCGUUGCAUUAAGAAAUGUUGCAAUGUCCAUCCAAAUAAGGUAUUUGAUGCGUUCAUAAGCUACAGACGAUCAGGAGGGUCUCAUUUAGCCAGUGUCGUCAAAGCUCACUUGGAACAGCGAGGAUAUAAGGUGUUCCUUGACGUGUCCGCUUUGGGGGUCGGCAGAUUCGACAACAAUCUGAUUCAGAGCAUUAAGCAAUCUAAUAAUUUCAUUCUCAUACUGACCCCAAACGCCCUGGACCGGUGCCUUAACGACCACGAGGGCAAGGACUGGGUCCACAAGGAAAUCUUGGUUGCAUUGAAAUCAUCGCCAAAGUGCAAGAUCAUCCCAAUCACGGAGAAAAAUUUUGUAUGGCCAGAGUCUCAGUUGCUACCCGAAGACAUUCGUGGAAUAUCCAACUACAACGCAGUCGAGUGGGUCCACGACUACCAGGAGGCGUGCAUAGAAAAGCUGCAGAGGUUCAUGCUGGACGAGUCCGAUGUGAGAGCAAGGUGAUCUGUCCUUCAGAGGCAAUAAUGGAAGCAGAAUGCAUUCUAUUCUUUCGCCAAUAAAUGGCAUGUAUUUACAAGACAUAAAUAUUUACAGUUUACAUAUAAAUACCACAAAGUAAACGAAGACACAACGUUCUCCCGCUUAAGAAUAUAGUGACACCAAUCUGUGGUGCCCGGUCAAGAAAUAAAGGUAGUUAUUGGAAAAAAUAAAAAUUGAACUUCAUUCAAUAGAGAAUUACAAUACAUGUCCAUAAAAAAUUAUAACAAAAUGUUCUAUGAUCAAGAUAAAAGAUAUACAUACUGGCGUCAAAAAUAACACUGGCUCUAGUAUAACUCCUACAGCAAUAUGUACUCUUUGUGCAAUAAAAUCUGAAUAUUUAAAGUCA